This is a messenger RNA of Etheostoma spectabile (orangethroat darter), 1446 nucleotides long. Its product is annotated as opioid growth factor receptor. The coding region runs from base 16 to 1335 and encodes 439 amino acids. Gene Ontology annotation, cellular component: membrane. Gene Ontology annotation, molecular function: opioid growth factor receptor activity. The record is from RefSeq and is a predicted model, not a curated record. NCBI's taxonomy places the organism in Eukaryota, Metazoa, Chordata, Actinopteri, Perciformes, Percidae. The transcript is spliced from 8 exons.
AGAAGUUCAGAGAAAAUGAAAGUGAAACAGACGAACGUGUAUACAGCACAUAAAUCGCAGAUGAGGACCGUGUCCUUUCCCCGCAGACUACUUUUGCGUGUCAUGACCGGGUUCAGCUACAACCGAGGCUUUGUUUUGGGGUGGCUAUGGCGCGGAUUAGAAUUUCUAUGGUGCUGUGGGAAAAAAGUCGGAUGGUUACCGAUACGUUGGUUUAAGAGCAUCAAGGGCCAAGGUAAACCUGAAAAAAACGUGGAAGACCAACCGAAUUACUCCGAGGGGGAGGAGGGGGAGGAGGGGGAGGAGGUGGUCGAGCAGUCUCGCUGUGAGGGUCAAAGGGAGAAUGCCGCCGACGGUAAGAAGGCCGCAGACUCCAACCGAGAUCUCGCCUACGAGCGGCCGAGACUUAACAAAGAUGGUGAUACGUUUGACAGCGAGCACGAGGAGUAUCGAGUUGAAACCACGGAUGAGUUGUACUGUGGCUAUGACUCGACCUGGGAGACCGAGGUGCACCCGAAGAGCACAUUCCCGAGGACCAGACGACCAGCGGCUUCCAGAUAUUACAACAAGUUCAGCAGAUUUGAAAAUUCUGCUAGAGACAUGCAGAACUACAGGCAUGACUACCCUAACCAGUACAGGCCGCAACGCUUCAUAAAGCCAGUAUCUGAUGACAAGCCUAAUUUGAAGUUCUACCUCGGAUUAACGCCCUCUUUACCUGAUGGUGUCUACAUACACCAGUUCCACAGGGAAUGGUAUGAAAAGUAUGAUAAACUGGAGUCGGUUCACUCCUACAUUCAGUGGUUGUUCCCCCUGCAGGAACCAGGGAUGAACUAUGAGGCCAGUACACUGACAAAAGAAGAAAUAAAGGAGUUUUGCCAAAAUAGCACUGCAAAGGCCAAUCUAUUGGAGUCGUACAAGCUCAUGUUGGACUUCUAUGGUAUCAGGUUGCGUGAUGAAAACACAGGAGAAGUCAAGAGAGCAUCAAACUGGAGAGACAGAUUUGAUAACCUUAACAGUCACACUCAUAACAACCUGCGUAUCACCCGCAUCCUCAAGUGCCUGGCAACCCUGGGGUAUCCUCACUACCAAGCCCCCUUGGUUUGCUUCUUCCUGGAGGAGACUCUCGUCCACAAAGAACUCCCAAAUGUCAAGGACAGUGUUCUAAACUACUUUGUGUUUGCUGUCCUUGAUAAGAAACAACGCAGGAGUCUCAUCAAGUUUGCCUAUACAAACUAUGACCGUAAAGAUGAGUUUGUUUGGUGCCCGAAGAAAAUUCAGAUGAUGUGGUCGUCGGCGUCAAAGCCACAAAAGCGAGCGAAUGGCAAAAGAGGCUUGUGAGUAUUUGAGUCUGGAUCAGGAAGAUGAAGCCAAAGACAAGGCAAAUUAAGUUGCUAAAGCAUAACUUGUCACUGUGCUCCAACUCCAUUCAACAUAAUAAUGCAUACUAUA